UUUUAGAAGUUACAGGGGGGGGGGGGGGGGGGGACACACUUUUUUUCACUUUGGAAGUGUCUCUCGCGCAAACUAUUCAGUUUAGAAAAAAAUGAUAUUAGAAACCUAAAUAUCAUUUUUGAAGACCUAUCUCUAGAUACCCCACACGUAUGGGUAUGAUGACAAAAUUUUUUUUUUUAAUAUUCUGACGUAUUAAAAAAAAAACUACUUACUAGAUCUCGUUCAAACCAAUUUUCGGUGGAAGUUUGCAUGGGAAUGUAUAUCAUAUAUUUUUUUUUGAAUUUUCAUUCUGUUAUUUUAGAAGUUACAGGGGGGGACACACAUUUUUUCACUUUGGAAGUGUCUCUCGCGCAAACUACUCAGUAUAGAAAAAAAUGAUAUUAGAAACCUAAAUAUUAUUUUUGAAGACCUAUCUAUAGAUACCCCACACGUAUGGUUUGAUGAAAAAAGAUUUUUUGAGUUUCAGUUCUAAGUAUGGGGAACCCCCAAAAUUUAUUGUUUUUUUUUUAUAUUUUUGUGUAAACAUCUUAAUGCGGUUCAUAGAAUACAUCUACAUACCAAGUUUGAACAGUAUAGCUCUUAUAGUUUCGGAAAAAAGUGGUUGUGACAUGAUCGGAAAGACAGACGGACAUGACGAAUCUAUAAGGGUUCCGUUUUUUGCCAUUUGGCUACGGAACCCUAAAAACAAGGCUAACCUUUGGAACAAAUCGUUUUUUUUAUAUUACUAUGGAAAAUGCUCAAUAUGAGAGGGGGGGUCAAAAUUUCAAAGAUUAGUUACUGGGUCAAGUCAUUUGAAAGAGCUCAAAUUGAAUAUUUUAAAACAAUUUUUUUUCAUAGUGGCAAAAAACACGUUUUGUGAAAAUAAAAUACUGAUGGUAUUCUAUCCUCCCUUAUCUUCGAAGUUUACGAACGAAAAAUAUCACAUUUUUACUUAACAUUAACAUUAUCAUAAAUAUCACAGGAAAAAUAUAAACAACAAUAUUAUCUAAAAAUAUUUUCUGAAUUUAUUCCCAAUUUAACCUGCUUUUCGGGUGUUUAUCAUACUUGAUAUUUCUAUAAGAUUACAUUAAAUAAAAACAGGUUUUUUUUUCAAUUAAAACAAAAAUUGUUGAAAUUGGUUCACAAAAAAAAAACCAACAUACACUCAGGGCUAUAACCGCGAAAAUCGAAGUCCGUCAAUUGCGGGCAUUUUUCUCUGUCACUCUAAUUACGUCUUAGUGAAAGUAAAAGAGAGAGAUCCCCACAAUUUGCGAAUUUCGAUUUUCGCGGUAGGCCCCCAGGUCGCGCAAAUUAGUUACCUAGCCAAUUUAGCGAUAGAGGGCGCUGUUUACAAUUACGCUUAGUUAGAUGAGAUGAGUGAAAGUUUAUACGGAACCCUCGGAGCGCGAGUUAAACGGACUUGCACUUGACCGGUUUUUUAAAUGAGGUACGUCAAAGCCAACGUGACGUUUAUUCAAACGUAACACCGCUGUAACCCGGCAUAAUAAACGCGGGCGCCAGCUCCGUUUGACCGGCAGGUCGCAGGUAAUUAACAUAGGUAUAUUUAUUUGUUUAUUUACUCAACGAAAUUAAGGUGAUGUUCAAAAUCGCACGCCUCCCUGGGCCCCCGUUAUAAUGAGAUCGUUUGAUGUGAUCUGAUGCGUCAAAUUGCGGGCCUUUAAUGGAAGCGAAGACCUCUUCAAUGCUUCAGACGUUAGUAAAACGUCAAACGGCAAACCGGGAGUUAAUACAGUCUCAGUCUCAAAGGAAAUUUAACACAUGUAACAUAAUAAUUGCCACUUUGGUAUAACUAUCGACCUGAUUUCUCGCGUUUGGCGGCUGGGAGGUGUUGAUUCAUAAGAUAUGAAUAUGCAAUUGCGGUCUAGACACUAUCAGUAAUCAUGGCAUUGCUUUUAAGUAAUGACACAUUAUAACACAGUGUAGUGAUUGAAAUGAAAUGAUGACAUGACAACGAAGUACUGACAUUUUUAUUGUACUUGUCAUGUAUUUUUUACUAAUCCAGCGUCUGGCUGGGCAGCAGGUAGACAGUUGAUCAGUUCAGAUAAAUAGACUAACUAUAAAUGUUACUCGUUGAUAAUUUAAUAAAACGUAAUAAUAAGCUUUCCCAGCCUUUUUGGCAUCCACUCACAGCACGUCUGGUCUCAUAGAGAAUGUCUUAAGGGCUUUGCCCACAAACUGUGAGAUUGUGGGCUUUGAGGAUGCUAAAAAUGCUUUUAAAAUUGCUUGCCCGAGCAAACAAUUUCCAGACAACCCAAAAUCACAAAAGAGCUGGGAAAAUAUUUACUGUGAUUUAACUUACAAUACUCUUCUAAACAAUUGUACGAGUACAGGUCCAGAUCACGCGAGGCUUUUGGCGAUCGGAGCCCGGGAAACCGGCUACUGGCUACAUGCCCAUCCUUCACCUAAUACUGCAGGUACUAUCUUGGAUCCGACCUCCCUAAGACUGGUGGCUGGUUUGCGACUCGGGGUUUCGUUAUGUACGCCACAUAUAUGCUCUUAUGGCACGAACGUGGACCGACUGGGACACCAUGGAUUAUCUUGUCAAAAAAGUGCAGGUCGUUUUUCAAGACAUGCGUCACUUAAUGACAUAAUCCGUCGAUCUCUUGCCACCAUCAAUGUGCCUGCUCUUCUUGAGCCGACUGGCAUUAUCAGGGAUGAUGGUAAAAUCAGGCGAUGGGGUGUCCUUAGUUACUUGGAGCUUGGGACGGAUGUUAGUGUGGGAUGCUACCUGCGUAGACACACUGGCACCAUCCCACCUCCAACGGACUAAUGUAAAAGCGGGCGCAGCGGCGGAAAGCGCCGAAAUUUUGAAAUGUAAUAAAUAUAAGAGCCUCGGUAGAGAGUACCAUUUUGUACCAUUUGGCGUUGAAACUCUAGGUCCAUGGGGUCUCGGCGCGCACAAGUUUUUUGGAGAAAUCGCGAAAAGUCUGGUUGACGUAACUGGCGAACGAAGAGAUGGCGGCUUCCUCGCACAGCGUAUCAGUAUUGCGAAACAACGAGGAAAUUCCGCCAGCAUCCUUGGUACAAUGCCUCAAGGGCCUAUUUUAGAUAUAAGCUAGUUAUAGUAAUCAUCUGUAUAUAUCCAUUCUGUAUAUUGUUAUUGUAAAUAAAACGUUAUCAAUCAAUACUAAUAUUAUGAAGCUAACUCUAUCCUGCUGUCCUUUUUAUCGCUAGGCUUCUGAACCUAUUUUUGUUGUAAUUAGUACUACUCUGUGAUCCAACUCCCGGAAAGGGAGUCGUAAGUACUUAAUAAAUAAUACUAAGCAGUGGAGCAAUUAAUUCUCCUAAUAUAUAACACAUAUACAGCUGUGUGCAAUAUAAUGAGAACAAUACAUUAAAUAUAUAAUGUUAUAAUGAAAUAUAUAUUGGUUGACUGGUAGAGAAUGCCUUAAGGCAUUAAGUCCGCCAUUUGUACCUUCAUGUAUUGUGCAAUAAAGAUUAAAUAAAUAAAUAAAUGUCCAAUACAUACAAUUUAUUUUUAAGGUAAAUAUGACAUGUACUUUAAGAAUAAGGUAUUCUUCAAAAUUCUAAGUGAAAAGGUUUUAUUUCGUAAUGUCAGUAUGUAUAUCUUUCACGCCUCACAAAAUUCUCAGUAGCAAAUUGAUUCAAGUAAUCAUGAAGUUCGGGUAAAGUCGGAGAUGAAAGAAGUUUGAUUAUUUUCCUUCUGUCCGUGUAGGUAAAAAUAACAUAAUUUACCUCGAGAUAUUGGUGAUUGAUUAUUCUUUUAGAUGUUUGUCAGGGCUCUUUAUGUGUAUUAGAUACCUACGACUUUCUUACCAGUUUUCUAUAUUGCUAUGAUAAAAUACCAGUUUACAGUAUUCGCACUAUUAUUAAUAGUUUCAAUACAUCAGGCGCCAUAAUAAUUCAAUGGCAUUCGUUAUGUAACCUUGUCACUGCCAACGGCGACGGCGCGUACGCACGAUUGAGCAGCGAGUUUAGUUUAGGAUCGACCAAAAUACAACACAGUGACAUUAUUUUAGUCAAGACGACACAAACUGUGGAAACAAUUAGUUCGUUUCCGUAUUUUGUAAUCAGUGGCUCGAUCCAGAUUUUUUUAAAGUCAGUGUUUUACACAAACUAAUGUGAUUAGAUUUCCGCAAUGAUUUGGACGAUAUUAGCCAUAACAACUCUGACGGUUGUCAGCGUAAAAGUGUUUCAAAGACUUACAUGUGGCGUGUGUCAAUCCAAUGCGCGUUUGGACGGCAAAGUUGCGAUAGUGACUGGAGGUACGAGUGGCACUGGACUGGAGACAGCGCGAGGUCUGGCCCAGCGCGGCGCCAGGGUCAUCAUCACAAGCAAAAGCACUCGCCGUGGAGCUGCUGCCGCCGAAGAAAUCAUACAAACCACCGGGAACACAAACGUCUCCAGCCGUUUCUUAGACCUAUCCUCCUUACAAUCCGUAAGACAGUUCAGCAAGCUCAUAACGAGGACAGAGAAACGCCUAGACAUACUUAUCAAUAAUGCCAGCGCAUUCGGCCUUGGCAAUCACGUCACUAAAGACGGACUGCAAGUCGGUAUGCAGGUCAACUACUUCGGACCUUUUCUCUUAACCUGCCUUCUGUUGCCACUUUUGAAAUCUUCAGCGCCCAGUCGGAUCAUAAACGUGUCAUCUAUCAAACACAACUAUGCUGUAGUGGAUUUUGAUAAUCUAAACAUGGAGCGAUAUUGGAGCGAUAUAUUAACUUACGCGAAUAGUAAACUAUAUUUAAUCAUGACAACUGUAGAGUUAAGUUGUAGAUUAAAAGAUACAGGUGUAACAGUGAAUGCUUUGCAUCCAGGGGUUUCUUCCAGUACUAUUUUAAAAAAUAUACCAAAUGAUGCCGUAAGAAAAGUGAUGGAAAAAAGUGUAGGAUUUAUGUAUCAGAAUGCGAAGGAAGCGUCUCAAACCACUUUGCAUUUGGCUGUGACCCCUGAGUUAGAAACUGUGAGUGGACAGUACUUCAGCAAUUGUCGUAAAGCGAAACCUUCCAAGGUGUCACAAGACCCGUUAUUAACUAAACGGUUAUGGGAAGAAACUGAAAGAUUAGUAGAUUUUUCAUUGCCUGACUAUAGUAUAUUAUAGCUUUGGAUUUUAAAUUUAAAAAACCGGUCGAGUGCAAGUUCGUUUUACUCGCGCACCGAGGGCUCCGUACAAACUUUGAAUUAUCUUGAUAAAGACGAAAGAAUUUUGAUUAGAAAUACCUAUACUAAGUAUAAUUGUGUACAGCGCCAUAUAUCGGCAAAUCAUCUAAUUUGCGCGAAGUAAUGCACGUAUGUUGGUUUUUCGAAGAUAAUUCUCUAUCAUGUGAACCGAUUAAAAAAAAAAACUUUUAUUUGAUAGAAGGGGUUUUAAUGUAAUCUCAUAGCAAUUUCCAGUGUAACAAACACACUUAUAGUUGGUUAAAUUGCAAACUGAAUUCGGAAAAGAUUUUUGUUAAUAAAAAAAAAGUACCUAUCAAAAUAGCGGUCUGAUUAAAUUAUUCCUGUAAAAUUUAUAGUAAUUUGUAGUUCUUCGGUAAACUUUGGAGAUAAGGGGUGGGGCAUGACAUCUUUUUUCACAUUUUCCUCCUUUUUGGAGCGGAACUCUAAAAACGUAAAAUACUUAUCUUGUAGUUUCCUACAUGGGAUUUCUCCCAUGCUGUGCAUAUAAUAUAAUAUUAUUGAUAUUAAAAGGAAGACUGUGUAUAUGUAUAUUAUCGUUUUCCCCAUUUCCUUCCUGUAUUAGGAGAACGACUUAUUUCACUAUUUUUAUCCUGUAAUAUAUUUAAGUAAAAAAACCUGGUGCUGUAUUUCAAUAAAAUUUAUGUUCAAUAAUAUGUAUGUGCCUACUCAAGGAGAAAAACAAUGUUUCCCUUUUAUAACAUGAAAUACGUUAUUUUCAUAUAAUUGUCAUUAUAUCUAAUUACCGAAUAUACCAAAUACUUCAUAAAAGGUAUCCUCGGUCAUGAACCGUGCUUGAACUCCGUGACAUUACAAACGGUACUUCCUCUUUUUACUUCAACACAAUAUGGGACCUUAUGGCGGUUGGCAUUUACGUCGUGUAGUACCGCAUUAGUAUUGGCGCGCCGCUAAUAAUGGUGUAAACGCCGACCGCCAUAAGGUCCCUUUUGAUUUGGUCUGUCAUUAUUAUGGGAUGUUAAAUAUCAAAUUAAACAAAUAGGUAUUUACGUUUCAUUUUUGAACUCGAAUCAAUGACGUAAUUACACUGAUUACUUACACAAGGAACAAAUACUGUCAAAAAAGUCAAUAGAUACAAUACAAUAUAGGUAUUUCUAAAUUUAGCAACAUCAAGUAUUUUUUUAAGUGUAGGUAAUAUGUUGUUGACUAUGGGACCGUGCGAAGUGCAUGGUGGGGGUAAGUAAAGCGGUCCCAGCGCGUAAGGUGGUAAAAAUUAGAACGGAUAGCGUCUUAAACAUUUCGUACAAGUUAUAUGGCUCGAAAUGAAACUUUAAUUUACGAUUACUCCUGAAACAUUCAUUUAAAUUGUAUUGUGAAAGGCAUCAUUGUAAUCUAUAUGAAAUGCUUUACAAAACUAACGUAUUUAAUUUGAUAAUUAUUAAUACUGUAUCCGUGUAAAUAGCUUUGCAAAUGCCACAUACUAUGUGAUCUUUUUCUAGAAGUUAAGGAUGGGUACAGUAAGUUAUCCUUAAAAGAUAGACAUUCAACAUCGCGGACUUUUUUGUAGACCCAUGAAAGAGAGACAACCUCACCAUACAUUGUGUUGUUAUAGCUCAAACGGAUUAGGCAGAGUUUUUGAUUAAAGCUCCUAGCCAGCGUGAUUUUUUCCGACAACAUCGUUAUAUUUCAACCACUUUACACAAAACCUUAACAAGUUAUAUACCUAAACCUUCCUCAAGAAUCACUCUAUUGAUAGAUCAACGUCGUAUGAAAAUCUGUUCAGUAGUUUUUAGUUUUGGAGUAGUUUUAUAAGAUGUAGUGAAUUGACGCUUUCCACUAGACUUGCGGACGCGUGACAGUAGUGCACAUAGCGACGUGAUCCUGAAUGUCAAAAAUGUGUUUAUAUGGUCAUACUAAACAAAUUCUCCCAUGGAACGGACUCCCAAAUCGCGAAAAAAUAUGUAACGGUCAAAGCCGCUGAAAUAAAAAAAAAACAUUACAAUUUCAAUCGGGACGAGGGUUUAGGGAUCUCAUCAACAUGGAAUCCAGUCAUUAGUAUAUGUAAGCGAAAACGAAUAUUGACAGUCGAAAAUUUGAUUAUCGUUAGUGUUGUGUGUCGACAGAGUAACAUCUCUAGUGCGCAACAUGUUCAAAUUUAUAAACAAGACCAAAUCUGGGUAGUUCGAAAAACUCGCGCCAUUAUUAGCCAGUCUUCUCCGAGACCACGAGGACAACGCC
Cydia pomonella (codling moth) is the source of this 7335-nucleotide messenger RNA. Its product is annotated as retinol dehydrogenase 11-like. The transcript has a single exon. Lineage: Eukaryota; Metazoa; Arthropoda; Insecta; Lepidoptera; Tortricidae. The record is from RefSeq and is a predicted model, not a curated record. The coding region runs from base 4100 to 5062 and encodes 320 amino acids.